AUGAAGACAGCAGCGGCCCUCCUGGCUCUCUCUCUCCUUCAUGUCUGCUCUCCUUUUCCGAUCAGACGGCCCGACAACUGGCUCGGUAAAUGUCGAGCCUCCAACAACCUCUCCAUCACAGCACUGGAGGUGCUGCCAGGUGGAGGCUGGGAUAACCUUCGGAACAUGGAUAUGGGCCGAGUCAUGAACCUCAGCUACUUCCAGUGCCUGACGACCGAGGACGGGUACUACCUCAUCCCAGACGAGGUGUUUGUCAUUCCCCACAAAGAGACCGGUGUGGAAACCACCUCAGAGAUAAUCAGCUCCUGGCUUGAGCAUAAAAGCUCUACAUCCUCCUCCAUAAAUGCAGAUAUCUCCUUUCUCACAGUGAUGAAUGGCAAAUUCUCUAUUGAGAACCAGAGGAUGAAAACCCAUCAGGUCAAAGACUCAUCAACUACAGCCAGAGUGCAGGUUCGUAACUUCAUCUACACUGUUAAGGCUUAUCCAGACUUCACUCUGGACACACGCUUUGCUCAGCAAGCCAAAGAGAUAGCUGAUGCAAUUGAAAACAACCAAACGAGGAACGCAGAGUAUCUCUCAGAGAAGAUGGUGCUGGACUAUGGAACUCAUGUUAUCACCAGUGUAGAUGCUGGGGCUGCUUUAGUGCAGGAAGAUUACCUCACUACUAAAUAUGUGUCAGACAGCGUGUCACAGGGUUCCUCCGUCAAAGCUCAGGCUGGCUUCAACUUUUUUGACAAACUCAAGUUUGACAUAAGCAGUCAAACUUCCCAGAAGAGCUCGUCAAUCCAAACGUAUCAGUCCAACAUUACGUACUCUCUCAUUCAGAGCCAUGGAGGCGGCACACCUUUCUAUCCUGGCAUCACUCUGCAGAAGUGGCAGGAGAGUACCAGAAACAACCUUGUUGCUAUUGAUCGCUCCGGAUUUCCCCUACACUUCAUUAUAAACACCAACACCAUUCCUGACCUGCCACAGCCGACAGUUGGGAAGGUGGCUCAUAGUGUGAGUCAAGCUAUAGAGCGAUACUAUAUGAUCAACAGCCGCCCUGGCUGUGUUGAUGUCAACUCCAAGAACUUUAACUUCCAAGCCAACAUUGAUGACAGUUCCUGCGAUGGCCCUGCUACAAACCUCAGUUUCGGAGGCAUUUAUCAAACCUGUGCUCAACUCAGUUCAGAUGCGGGUCCCCUUUGUGAUUCCCUGGCCAAGAAAAACCCUGGAACAGGAGACUUCUCCUGUCGUUCACCUUACUCCCCAACGUUACUGAGAUCAGAAGUGAGACAGCAGGGGUACAAUUUCCGCCAAUGCUACGAUCAAAGCUAUGCCUGUGGAUUGCUUUGGAUGGAUACUUGUUAUGAUUCAGUGUGUCGGGACAUCUACUCUGUUCGCCGUGCUCGCGUUAACACUUCCUGGUGCUCUGUGAAUGGAAAGGCCCCGGACAACUCGGGGUAUCUGUUUGGAGGCAUCUAUAGCCCCUCUCACCUGAACCCCCUCACCAAGGCCAAAAGUUGCCCACCGAACUUCGUCCCACAAAAUUUCCUCUCGGAUGACCAAGUGAUCUGUGUGAGUGACGACUAUGAAGCCGGAUCCAGAUUUGCAGUACCCUUCGGAGGCCUCUUCAGCUGUCAGUCAACCAACCCACUGGCAGGAGGCCAACGUCGCUGCCCUCCCCAGUUCAGUCAGCACCUGGCCACAGUGAGUGAUGGCUGUGAAAUUCUUUACUGUGUCCAGUCAGGACUGUUCACAGGCGGGCAACUGCUCCAAAUCUACCUUCCACCUUUCACUAAACCUCCGCUCGUCACCGUGCAAGCCACCAACACAGUAAUGGUGAUGAGUGACGGAGACAAGAGCUGGAUAAGAGUGGGUCAGACCAAGAUGUGGAAACUGGCCAAACCAGAGGAAAUCAAGGAAAUUGUGCAUCAAAUGGACCCAGAAUUGAGUCAGAUGUCGGGGGGAGAAAAGGCUGGGAUAGCCUUUGGGGUGAUGGGUUUGAUGGUGCUGGUGGUCAUAUGGACAGUACUUGUGAAGAGGAGAAGGAGAGGGCUCCCUCGGUUGGGGAUGGCGAUGGGCUAUGAGGAAAUACGUGGAGAGGUUGGUUGUGAUGAAGCAGAGAGGGAGACACAGCAAGAGGAUGCCUGAGGGGGGGAAAACUGCUUGGCGCCUUUUCCCCCUGACACAAGUUCUUCUAAUGAGUGAGAUUUAGCUUUAAAGUUGAUUGUCACCUCAGAAAUCUUUGACUCUUUAAAAAUGAGUUUUUCUGGAGAGGGAGAAUUUGUGGAAGUUCCUUAAGAAUUCCUUUUUUGCUUCAAUGUCGCUAUUUAAUAACAAAAACAUUCUUGAAUUUUAUACAUCCAAGAUACUUGAUUUCAGCUAAAUCUGAUUUUAAAAUCACAAAAUGAUUAAUUGGAAGCAGACGUGAUUUCCAAAGGCUGUAGUGAACCAAUACCUCAUUUCAUUUUUACCCCACAUUUAAGAACCUCAGCACUGAGAAGUACAAUAAAAAAGAAAUGCGUGUACAAAUGUUUUUCACAGAUAACUAGUGAAUCCUUUGUAAUUUGUGUAUGAAUCAUUUUGGUACUGUACUUGCAAUUAAAAAUUAUAUGUGCAUAACUUUAAUAAACUAACUAUUAAAGUUAUGUAAAAAAAUGUGUGUUUGCUAUCUCUCUGGUGAAGGACAUUGUCUUAAAUGUUCAAAUAAUAUCUUGGUAGUUGGUCAAGUACAUAGUUAAUGGCCUUCUAACAUGUCUGCAUUGUGUGUAUAUGUUUUUAAUAGAUCAUGUAAAGUUUAGUUCAAAAAGCAGAAACAAUUCAAUGGACCUCUCACUAGUCUGUACAUAUGGCACCAAAGUGCAUAUAGGUUCUCUAAAUAUAAAAGCAAACAAGGGCUGGAAAACCUUUUAUUUUAUUUUUAUCAGUUUCUCUUUGAAUGUUCCUUGCCCUUGCUGAGAAAACCACAACAUUCCACCCACACCUUUAAAUAGACAAUGUCAAAGCUGACCUCAUGGUUUUGGUAAGGUUAUCAGCACACAGACAGGCAGGUCCAGACAUUAAAUAGACAUGAUCGCACAUUCACUCACAACAGACAUGUACUGUGCACACUCACAUGCACAUGCAUACACACGUAACCACAUUUAUUUCCCGUAACGAGUAUUCCGACCAGUGUGCAUGUCUAGAAGUUGAAAACAGAACCAGUCAUAAGUUUUGUACCAAUGAGAAAAUUUGUAUGGUAUUGAGGGAGAGAACAAAUUAAAGGGAGGGAGAGAGGUGUUUUAGAACAGCAAAAGCUCCCUCGUCGUUAUUUCAAUUCCAGCAGAAAAGUUACAGCCUGACAACUCCUAAAAGGAGAUGACGAGACGGACUGAAGGACAUUAAAACAAAUACAGUCCAAGGUAAGAUCCAUCAUCAAUCAAUCAAAUUUUAUUUGUAUAGCUCAUAUUCACAAAUCACAAUUUGUCUCAUAGGGCUUUAACAUGGUGUGACAUCCUUUCCCUCGACAAGAGGAAGGAAAAACUACUAAAAACCCUUUUAACAGGUUAAAAAUACAUAGAAACCUCAGAGCGCCACAUGUGAGGGAUCCCUCUCCCAGGACGGACAGAAAUGCAAUAGAUUUUUCACAUUUAGUCUUUCUUCAUAGUUUGCCGUUUUUAGUGCAUGUACGUUUUUUAUUGUUGACACAACAUCAGCUGGAGGAUUACUGCUUUCUCUAAAGCAGAGAGGAUUAAGAGCUCAUCUGCAUUUGCUGUGUAACAGACAUAGUGCAUCUGCUAUUAAAAAUCUGCCCAAAGAAACCUGUGAAAAUGUAAUUUGAAGGACCUUUGGAAAAUACAUGCUACUUGCAUUGAGAAUCCUGUGGGACAUGUUGGGUACAUUAAG
Molecule: messenger RNA, 3867 nt
Organism: Platichthys flesus (European flounder)
Lineage: Eukaryota; Metazoa; Chordata; Actinopteri; Pleuronectiformes; Pleuronectidae
Product: macrophage-expressed gene 1 protein-like
Exons: 2
Coding region: 1-2133 (710 amino acids)
Biological process (GO): defense response to bacterium
Source: RefSeq, a predicted model, not a curated record